This is a messenger RNA of Meleagris gallopavo (turkey), 2203 nucleotides long. The record is from RefSeq and is a predicted model, not a curated record. Lineage: Eukaryota; Metazoa; Chordata; Aves; Galliformes; Phasianidae.
CAAGAGCUCGUGGGCAGCUGGUGACUGUGAGCCAGCCGGGAGUGUGUCGCUACGGUUCUAGGCUGGAUUGCUGUUAUGGCUGGAAAAAGAACAACAAGGGCCACUGUGAAGCUAUCUGUGGACAUGGCUGCAAGUAUGGCGAAUGCAUGGGACCAAACAAAUGCAAAUGUUUCCCUGGAUUUACAGGAAAAACCUGUAAUCAAGAUCUGAAUGAAUGUGGACUGAAACCACGUCCCUGUGAACACAGAUGCAUGAAUACAUAUGGCAGCUACAAGUGCUAUUGUCUGAACGGGUACAUGCUCAUGCCAGAUGGCACAUGUGCAAGCUCUAGGACCUGUGCCAUUGCGAAUUGCCAGUACGGUUGUGAGGAAGUCAAAGAGGAGGUACAGUGUCUUUGUCCAUCAACUGGCCUCCAUUUGGGACCAAAUGGAAGGACAUGCAUUGAUAUUGAUGAAUGCUCCACUGGCAGAGCUGUCUGCUCUUUCAAUCGCAGAUGUGUCAACACAUUUGGAAGCUACUACUGCAAGUGCCAGCUUGGUUAUGAACUGAAAUACAUCAGUGGUCAUUAUGACUGUGUAGAUGUAAAUGAAUGUGUGACAGCUGCACACAGGUGUAACCUCCAUGCAGAGUGCCUCAACACAGAGGGAUCCUUCAAAUGCAAAUGCAAUCAGGGCUACCGAGGAAAUGGAUUUGAUUGUGCUGCUAUCCCUGAAAAAUCAGUGAAGGAAAUUCCAAGGAUCCCUGGAACAGCUAAGGACACAAUUAAGAAACUUCUUGCACAUAAAAACAGCGUGGCAAAGCAUAAAGCAAUCAAGAAUGUGAUCCCAGAAGCAGCCAUGAUGCCAGCUUCUAAAACUCACUUGCAGUCACUGGACUAUGAAGGCGGUUUUGAUCUUGGUGGGAGUUACACUGUGGGAGAGAAAAGAACUGAAGUUACCAUAGAAGAUGAAGUCGAUGAGACAGAUGAGGAAGACAAGGAAGAUUAUGAGAAUCAGAUUGACCAUGAGCAAAGCCUUAGAGGAGAUGUCUUCUGUGGACCUGUGCUCACUCCAAGCAAUCCGAGUGCAAGCCAGCUCCAAACAAGAAGCCGUGUAGUCCAAGUUGGUGAACUGUUGUUUUCACCAGUUCCCCAGAGUAAAGAAGCAGCAGCCUUUGGCCCUCUCCUGACACAAAGAAAAGUUUCGAUGACAAGACAAGAGCAUGAAGUUGACUGCAGUUUCAGUCGAGGAGUCUGCGACUGGAAACAAGAUACUAAUGAUGACUUUGACUGGAAUCCUGCUGAUCGAGACAGAGGUGAUGGAUACUACAUGGCUGUUCCAGCCUUUGUAGGUCACAAGAAGGAUAUGGGCCGCUUAAAACUUCUCCUGACCGACCUCAAACCAAAGAGCACCUACUGCUUGAUUUUCAGUUAUCGGCUCGCUGGCGAAAGAGUGGGAAAACUUCGAGUGUUCGUGGCCAACAGAAGAACUGCUCCUGUCUGGGAGCAGGACAAGGGAAAAGAUGAAAGGUGGCGAACUGGAAAAGUGGAAAUAUUGCAGGGUACUGAAACAACUAACAGUAUCACCUUUGAAUCAGAACGUGGGAAGGGCAAAACUGGAGAAAUUGGAGUGGACAAUGUUAUACUAGUUCCUGGUCUAUGCCCAGAAGACACUUGAGAAUGGAUAUUUUGAGUAUUCUGGAUUUAGCUCUAUUUUCAAUACUUACCUUGCUAGUCGUGUAUUUUUAAUCUUUUCAUUGUAAAAAAAUGAAAACAUAAAUUUAAAAACUGUACCUUGAACUUAGUGCAGCAAUGCAAACGGGAACUGACAUGUGCAAGAUGCAGAGCACACUUUUUUAUGAGUUAGAUCUAAUACAUGCUUUGAAUAUAGCACUACUAUAUUUUAACAUUCAAGGUUAGGGCUUCUGAGGCAUUAAAAUAUUUACUAGCUUUUUUACAAAUUCUGUACGCUUUCAUUUCUUAAAGCUCUUUUCAAGGCUAUUCUUAAGUUGACUAUUGCAUUUCUACUUCACAAGAACACAAAGCAGUAUUUAAGAGGAUGCUACUACUUCUAGUGAUGUAAUUUUAAUUUCCUACUUAAUAUGUAGAUAUUAAAUUUAUUAAAAAAAAUAAGAAGAAUGACGAGGUUUUUUUCCUGUCUUCGCGGAGCUAAAUUUUAAGUGGAGUCAUAUCUUUGAGGAAUAUUUUAAUUGCUAAUAAAAUAUG